Messenger RNA from Tauraco erythrolophus (red-crested turaco), 1837 nucleotides. Lineage: Eukaryota; Metazoa; Chordata; Aves; Musophagiformes; Musophagidae. The record is from RefSeq and is a predicted model, not a curated record.
UACAGCACCAGGCAUGUGCUCUGCCAUGCUUGUACAUGCAAAGCUUUUGAACUGGUUGCUGCUGCUGUUGAGUCUGGUAUGCUGUUCUGCUGCUGCUUCUGUGGAUAAGCCUAACCUCAGCAAAAGUUUCUUGCCUCACUAUGAACCUGAUGGCGGGGAUGCUGUUGGCUCUUCACAAGAUACGAGGCUACAUGUUUUCACAGUGGACUAUGACUACGUACAAAUUCCCUAUGAAGUUACUCUUUGGAUCCUCCUUGCCUCUUUUGCAAAAAUAGGUUUUCAUCUCUAUCACCGAUUACCAAGACUGAUGCCUGAAAGCUGCAUUUUAAUUGCCAUUGGAACACUAGUUGGAGCAAUCAUCUUUGCUUCUGAUCACAAAUCUCCACCGGUAAUGAGUACAAGUAUUUACUUCUUGUAUCUCCUUCCACCCAUUGUCCUGGAGGAGGGUUAUUUCAUGCCAACUCGCCCAUUUUUUGAAAACUUUGGGUCAAUCAUCUGGUGGUCUGUGCUGGGAUCUCUGCUAAACUCAUUUGGGAUUGGCCUCUCCCUCUACGGAAUCUGCCAGAUAGAAGCUUUCGGCUUGACUGACCUGAACCUGCUGCAGAACCUGCUCUUUGGCAGCAUGAUUUCAGCUGUGGAUCCUGUGGCAGCUCUAGUAGUUUUUGAAGAAGCCUCUGUUAAUGAGCCACUUUACAUGAUGAUCUUCGGGGAGUCAUUGCUAAAUGAUGGCAUAACUGUGGUUCUAUACAACAUCUUCAUCGCCUUCACCCAGAUGCACAGGUAUGAAGAAAUCGAAUCCAUCGAUGUCUUCGCUGGCUUCGCUCGCUUCUUCGUGGUGGGGCUGGGUGGCGUCUUGUUUGGCGUUGUCUUUGGAUUUCUUUCGGCACUCAUGACUCGAUUCACUCACAACGUUUCUGCUAUCGAACCCCUGAUGGUCUUCAUGUUCAGCUACCUGUCAUACUUGUCUGCUGAAACCCUUUACAUCUCAGGCAUUUUGGCGAUGACAGCAUGUGCAGUGACAAUGAAAAAAUACGUGGAGGAGAAUGUUUCCCAGAACUCCUAUACCACAAUAAAAUAUUUCAUGAAGAUGCUGAGCAGCGUAAGCGAGACCAUGAUUUUCAUGUUCAUGGGAGUGUCUACAGUGGGGAAAAACCACGAGUGGAACUGGGCCUUCGUUAUCUUCACUCUGCUCUUCUGUCUCAUUUGGCGGACACUGAGUGUGUUUGCUCUCUUCUACAUCAGUAACAAGUUCCGAACAUACCCCUUCACCUUGAAAGACCAACUCAUUAUUUCUUACAGUGGCCUUCGAGGAGCCAGCAGCUUCUCUCUUGCAUUCUUGCUUCCAGUGAAUCUCUUCCCAAGAAAAAAAUUGUUCAUUACUGCCACUCUUGUAGUUAUAUAUUUCACUGUGUUCAUCCAAGGAAUCACAAUUGGACCACUGGUCAGAUAUCUAGAUGUUAGAAAAACCAACAAAAAAGAGUCCAUCAAUGAAGAAAUUCAUGUGCGAUUGAUGGAUCACUUGAAGGCUGGUGUUGAGGACAUAUGUGGACAUUGGAGUCAUUAUCAGCUGAGAGAUAAAUUUAAGAAGUUUGACAAUAAGUAUUUGAAGAAAAUCUUAAUUCGGGAACACCAGCCCAAAUCCAGCAUUGUGUCACUGUACAAAAAGAUGGAGAUAAAACUGGCCAUCGAGUUGGCUGAGGGUGGCAUGAAUAUUUCAGAAUCAUCCACAGCUGCUUUACAGAGCGGCAGAAAUCAGCAGGUGCAUAGGCUCUCCCCCACAGAGGUGAAGCUCAUGAGAGACGUCCUGGCACAUAACCUGUAUCAAGUGCGACAAAGG